Molecule: messenger RNA, 348 nt
Organism: Eimeria acervulina
Lineage: Eukaryota; Apicomplexa; Conoidasida; Eucoccidiorida; Eimeriidae
Exons: 1
Coding region: 1-348 (115 amino acids)
Molecular function (GO): ice binding
Source: RefSeq, a predicted model, not a curated record
AUGACAGCAGCAGCAGCAGCAACAGACGCCACCCCAACAGCAUCAGCAGCUAAAGCAAUACAAGCAGCAGCAACACCAACAGCAGCAGCAACAACACCAACAGCAGCAGCAGCAACAGCAGCAGCAACAGCACCAGCAGCAGCAGCAGCAGCAGCAGCAACACCGCCACCACCACCACCACCAGGAGCAGCAGCAGCAGCAGCAGCAUCAGCAGGAGCAGCAGCAUCAGCAGGAGCAGGAGCAGCAGCAGCAGCAUCAGCAUCAGCAGGAGCAGCAGCAUCAGCAGGAGCAGGAGCAGCAGCAUCAGCAUCAGCAGCAGCAGCAAGUAGAUUACCUGCAUUGGUCUGA